Solanum dulcamara is the source of this 1457-nucleotide messenger RNA. RefSeq lists its product as uncharacterized. The coding region runs from base 56 to 1123 and encodes 355 amino acids. Lineage: Eukaryota; Viridiplantae; Streptophyta; Magnoliopsida; Solanales; Solanaceae. The transcript has 2 exons. The record is from RefSeq and is a predicted model, not a curated record. Gene Ontology annotation, molecular function: DNA binding.
AAUUCCUUAUGGCUGAGCCGGGCCGGCAUGAACAAGAACUUCAAGCCCGAACUUGAUGUCAGGCCCAAACAUACUCCCUCCGAGCCCAUUUGGGCCCGUUUCCGAUUUCGCACCUGUUCGAUCCUCAUUCUCUUCUAGGGUCUCCACACCUGAUAAUGCAAUUCCUUUUUUCCUUCUCAUGGCGUCUCCAAACCCUCACAGCUCGCCGCCGGUCGCCGUUGACCAACGCCACCUUCAAUUUACUCCGGUCGAUUUACCUCUCACUUCGCCGAUGGCAGAUGCUACUCCUGAGGGUAUUGUGGACUUAACCAGUGUGACUGAAGCAAGCACAGGCGAGAAGCGAAAAAGAGAAGGAAGAUUAAGAUCAAGAGUUUGGCAACACUUUACAAAGCUAAUAAAGGAGGAUGGAACUUGUGACAAAUGCAAGUGUAAUCAUUGCCAUAAAAUUUUCACUUCUUCAACCCGAAGUGGAACAACUCAUUUGCUUCGUCAUAUAAGUGAAGGAAUAUGUCCAGCAUUUAAGAAAGUAAAAAAGGAAAACUCGCCAACAAUUUUCAGCUAUAUAGGUGGUAGCAUAGACCGAAAAGUUGGUAUUAACCCUUGGAAGUUUGAUCAAGAACUAGGUCAAGCAUCUUUUGAACAAUCAAUUGAUGCACAUGAUGACUUGCUACCAAUAGGGUUAGAUGACAUUGAACGUCAAACAUGCACAACGUCAGAAGGUGAUUAUGGCGGCGGCCAAACAUCAAUGCCUGUAUUUUCAAAACUUCCUCAACAACCUGCUGUGAAGUCCCAUCCUAUUGCAGACCCAUGGAUGUCUGAGUUGAAGGCUUGUGUAGGUAAACUCGUUGAACUCACAAACGAACGAGUGUCAAAGCUUAGCACGGAUAUCAAGACUUGUGUGGCUAUUAGCACUCCCGAUCUCUCUAUAGGUUUUGCUGUGAAGUGCUUGAAUGAGAUGGAGGAUAUUCCACAAUCAAGUGCUAUGUAUUUAGAUGCUUUGGACAUCGUAAGGGAUCCAGAAGAAAGAGAGUGUUUCGUUUGUUUAAACCCAGAGCCGCGUAGGAGAUGGCUGCAAAGGAUGUUGCAUCGUCGUUUUCCCUUACGCUACAGCACCGAUGUUUGACCAACUGUAAGUAAUCAACCAGCAAUUGGUAAAUGACAAUCAGCUCCACGUGAAACACAAUCAGCUCGUGGCGGAUCACAACACUUACUAAAGAACAAGGGAGAUAUCUUUUGACAACCGCGCGAGGUCUUUUCAUGAACAGUUAGUUUUACUUGACCAUGCUUGUUAUCAAGCUCUGAUUAUUGACAUAUAUAUUGCCAUGACCUUUUGUUGUACUGUACAAUUUCUGUUGUUUCAAAUGAGGAUUCCAUUCUCGAAAAAAGGUUGGGAAGCUUAAUAAUUGUGUUAUCGAAAAAUAAAAAAUAAAGAUAUUUUCUUUUACUGUUUCUGAAAA